CAUGGUAAUUGAAACCAUUGGUAACUAUGGACAAUAUCAACAACCAAAGUAGCACAAGGUCUAACCGUUUGUUUACAUAACUUGUUUAUUCAAAAUAAAUUUAUUCUUGCCAUUUAGUCUUCCAUUAAAAAAGAAUACUCCCUUUAAGCUGUUUUAGCUAGUGUCAAAACAAUUGCAAACUUUUUUUGUGGGGUGCUAUAAAGUAUCACAAAUUAUCAAUGUUAUUGCAACCAUCAAGCCUAUCAGAACAAUCAACAACUUCAAGCACAAUAAAUGUGCAUAAAACAGCAGAAACCAUUGUGAGUUCAAUAAUCAGACAUGCUUCUCUGUAUUUGGACGAGAGAAAUAAAAUAAAUGUAUCAACUAAAGCCCAGCAUUCUCAAUCUAAUGCUAACGCUACUGAAUCCUUCGUUGAAUUUGCGACUGAAUUUGUCAACAACUUGAUCCAAGAAGCUCAAGUAAAAGUAAAUUCUUUAAAUCUGAGUGGAAAGGUACUAGAAAGUGAAAGUUAUAUAAAAACCCAAUUGUAUCCAAAAACCAAAGAAGCAAAAGAUUCUCAGCAGGCUGUUUUAGAAGUUGCAACUUUUUUUAUGGACAAUGUUUUGAGUGAAGCUAAAAGAAGGGUGGAUCAGAUCUUGCUUAUGGGGGUUGAAAGGUUCAGACGUUACUCAAAUGUUGACAAUUUCAAAGUAAAAGAUGGUUUGGAAAUAGUCGCCAGAUGCAUUAGUCGCUGGUCAUUUAAUCCACACUGGUACUUCAAGAUAAUUUAUAAUGGAAGAUUGGUUAGUGACAGCCACUCAUAUUUUUAUACGGUAAGAUGGAGUGUACCAAGUCUUGCUUUUCCCGUAGCUCAAGUAACAGCUGAUAUAUACUUCCACAUAGAAGUGAUACCUAUGACACCUCCUCCAGUAUACAUUCAGGUGUGUUAUCGACUAGAGACUGAUCGCUCGAACAGAUGCGCUCUGAAAACUCCAUUUUUAGAAAAAUGGCUUCAUACAGUCAUAAAGAGGAAACUGGAGGCAUUUCAAAUGUUUACAUUCUAAAAAAUUCUUUUUGUCAACAUAUUACUAUUUAUAUUGAAUGUGUGGUUGUCAAAAUGUUUUCACCUUUCAAACACAUUGUACUUGUACAUCAGUACUGCAAAGUUGUCUAUAGUUUGAACACAAAACGCAAAUUUAAGUUUGGAUUUUUUCUUCUGAAACAUAGUAUUCUUCAUAACAAUCCAACAAGACAACACUAAUAAAAAUUUUAAAAUAAAACAA
Macrosteles quadrilineatus (aster leafhopper) is the source of this 1262-nucleotide messenger RNA. Its product is annotated as A-kinase anchor protein 14-like. The transcript is spliced from 3 exons. Gene Ontology annotation, molecular function: protein kinase A regulatory subunit binding. The coding region runs from base 219 to 1043 and encodes 274 amino acids. The record is from RefSeq and is a predicted model, not a curated record. Lineage: Eukaryota; Metazoa; Arthropoda; Insecta; Hemiptera; Cicadellidae. Gene Ontology annotation, cellular component: cAMP-dependent protein kinase complex.